Molecule: messenger RNA, 709 nt
Organism: Nicotiana attenuata
Lineage: Eukaryota; Viridiplantae; Streptophyta; Magnoliopsida; Solanales; Solanaceae
Product: histone H2A.1
Exons: 2
Coding region: 99-548 (149 amino acids)
Cellular component (GO): nucleosome
Molecular function (GO): protein heterodimerization activity; structural constituent of chromatin; DNA binding
Source: RefSeq, a predicted model, not a curated record
UUUCCUUCCUCACUCAACACUCAAAUCUCAGUCCGAAAGCUUACAUUUUUCCUAUUACUUCUCUGUAUUCAAGCUUUGUUAACAGUUCAUUCACAGCAAUGGAAGCCGCAGCAACCAAGACAACAAAAGGUGCCGGAGGAAGGAAAGGAGGAGGCCCAAGAAAGAAGUCUGUAACCAAAUCAGUCAAAGCUGGACUUCAGUUCCCAGUUGGUCGUAUUGCUCGUUUCCUAAAGAAGGGUCGUUAUGCUCAGCGUGUUGGAACUGGUGCUCCAAUUUACCUCGCUGCUGUUCUUGAAUACCUUGCUGCUGAGGUGUUGGAGUUGGCUGGAAACGCGGCGAGAGAUAACAAGAAGAGUAGGAUUAUUCCUAGGCAUGUGCUGUUGGCAGUGAGGAAUGAUGAAGAGUUGGGGAAAUUGCUGAGUGGAGUUACCAUUGCAAGUGGAGGUGUUCUUCCAAACAUUAACCCAGUCUUGUUGCCUAAGAAAUCUGGUGCAGCCGAGGAGAAGGCAUCUACGCCCAAGGCUACCAAGUCGCCAAAGAAGGCAUAGGACUAUCUAUUGGAAUUGAUCUUUUGGUUAAAUAUGGUGGGCCAGUCUUUUGUCUAGUUUAUUGGUACUACUUCUUGUAGUAGGACGUAGAUUAUUAGUUUUCUAAUUUCGGUGUAAUGGCGCUUGGAAAUAUAAUAGAAAGCAACUCUUUUUCCUAUCAA